This is a messenger RNA of Leptopilina heterotoma, 2462 nucleotides long. RefSeq lists its product as uncharacterized. The record is from RefSeq and is a predicted model, not a curated record. The transcript has a single exon. Lineage: Eukaryota; Metazoa; Arthropoda; Insecta; Hymenoptera; Figitidae. The coding region runs from base 270 to 2393 and encodes 707 amino acids.
AAAAAUUAUUAUUACUGUGAUACUAAAUUAAUCAUUUCGCAAGGAUUUUUUAAAAAUCUUUUUAUUUAUAAUAUUAUAUUAAUAAUUUUGCGUCGAUUUUAUGACAAUAAUUAUUCGUUUAAUAUUCUGAAUAUGUAAUUUUUCAGAAUGAAAUACAAACGUUAAGAAAGUUUAAUAUUUUGAGAUUCAAGGAGAAAAUUUAAAAGAGAUAAAGUAGUUGUAAAUGUAAUCUUUUCUUUUUAAUAAAAGUGGACUUAAAAAAUUUUAAUAUGGAUCUAGAUAAUUCAAUUUUAAAACUUACUUGCGAUUUAUAUAAUAAUCUAAAUAUUUCAAGAAGUGACAUACAAUUUAUAAUAGAGUCGUUUCAAAAUUUAAUAAAAAAUGUUUAUAAUCCAUUCAUAUUACAAAAAGUAAAUGUAUGUCUUAAUAAUAAUGUUGACAAAAAAGUUUACGAAAUUAUAAAUAGUAUUUUCGAAAAAUACAAAAAUCCUUUCGAAAAUUAUAAUUCAGAAUGUAAAAGAUUAAAUUUAUAUGAAAAAAUGGGAUUAUACUUAAAGCCUAAAGUAUGCAUUUUAAGUAACGAUAGAGUACCUAAACUUCAGGGAAAUAAAGUUAUAUUGACAAUAAAAAAAACUACAAUGAUUCAUUUAUCAUUGAAAAAUUCAUUGAAAAUGUUGUUGCAAAUGGACGGAUUGUUAAAAUCAACAAUGUCUUAUAUGGAUUUUCUGCAAACUGAGUCAGAAAUAAAAAUUAAUUUUAUUCAAGGUUCUCUGUGGAAGAAACAAUUACAGGACUUCGAGAAUCAAAUAGAAAAUUUGAAUGAAAAAACUAUAGUUUUACCCCUUUUUAUUUAUUUUGACGACCUUGAGACUGGCAAUGCAUUAGGUUCUCAUGCUGGGAAAAACCAAAUUGGAUGUGUUUAUGCCACUAUUCCCUGCUUACCACCAAAUUUUUCUUCAAAACUUGAAAGUAUUCUCGUUACGGAUAUUUUUUAUACAAAGGAUAGAAAAACUUUUGGGAAUAAAAUAAUUUUUAGUAAACUUAUUUCAGAAUUACAAGAACUAAAUAAGUUAGGAAUUGAAAUAAAUGUUGACAACAAGAAGUAUAAAAUCUAUUUUAUAACAAGUUUAAUUCUUGGUGAUAAUCUUGGUGCAAAUGGUAUUUUGGGUUAUGUGGAGUCCUUCUCAUUAACUCAUUUCUGUCGACUUUGUACCGCUGGACCAAAGGAAACCAAAGUCAUGACAACAGAAGACGUAACUCUACUUAGAAGCAAACAAAGUUACGAUAAUGACGUAAAAACUAAAAGUUUUUCUGUUACGGGCAUCAAGGAAGUUUGCGUUUUUAAUGAGUUAAAUUUGUUCCAUGUGACUGUCAAUACAAGUGCAGAUGUCAUGCAUGACAUUUUUGAGGGAGUAGGGAACAUUAUUAUGGCGACGAUAUUAUUGCAAUUGAUUUUAGUUGAUGAGUGUUUUUCGAUAGAUUAUUUAAAUAAUGCUUUAAACUCAUUGGAUUUUGCUUUUGAAAAAUCUAACGUACCUCUUAACAUAUCUUUGGAAUACUUGAAAUCAAAUAAAAGGUUAAAAAUGUCAGCAUCCGAAACUUUGUUCUUUAUAAGAUAUUUUGGACUACUUGUUGGGGACAUGGUACCAGAGGAUAACGAAAGCUGGUCCUUAUACAUAAAAUUGCGGGAAAUUAUACAUAUAAUAACCUCCUCUACUAUUACUCAUUCACAUCUUAAUCAUUUGAAAAUUUUAAUCGAAGAGCAUCAUAAAUUGUUCAUUGAGAUAUUUGAUGUUGAUUUAAAAGCAAAAUUUCAUUUCAUGGUACAUUACAAUCGUUUGAUUUUGCAAAAUGGACCUCUAAUUAAUACAUCAUCCUUGCGUUUUGAAUCGAAACACACUGAAAUAAAAUCAAUUUUAAAUGCUAUUUCAUCAAAUAAAAAUAUUUUGUUAUCUGUCGGUAUUAGGCUUCAGUUGCGUUUAAUGCAUUUUGUGUUUUCACAAUAUCGAGAAUUGUAUUCUACGUAUGGUCCUGAAAUACAAGAUGAUUCUGUAAACAUCCACUUUCCUAUGUCAAUUUGUCGAAAAACUGUAAGCAAUGUUAAAAUUAAUGAUGUAACGUACAAAUGUGGUACAAUAAUUGUGGCAAGAAUUUCGGAAAACGGUCCUAUUUUUGGAAAAAUCCAAAAGAUAUAUAUUGUAGACAACUCGAUUUUUUUCAAGUUUAUACCUCUUCACAUGAUCGGAUUUAACAUGCAUUUCUUCGCGUUUAGCGUUUUUGAGGAUAGCCAAAAUCAAAAAAUUAUUAAAUAUGACUCGCUACCACAGAGAACACCGUGUUUGCUGCACCAAAAAAAUGACGUUUCAUAUAUUUUUAUAAGACACAUAAUAUAAAUUGUUUAAGGCGAAAUAAUUGGAGUUGGGAGUUAUUUUGAUUUAAAUAAAAAAUCACAUUAAAUUCAA